Messenger RNA from Capra hircus (goat), 1496 nucleotides. RefSeq names its product sorting nexin 3 (gene SNX3). Gene Ontology annotation, cellular component: retromer complex; early endosome membrane. The record is from RefSeq and is a predicted model, not a curated record. The transcript is spliced from 4 exons. Gene Ontology annotation, biological process: late endosome to Golgi transport; endocytic recycling. Gene Ontology annotation, molecular function: phosphatidylinositol-3-phosphate binding. The coding region runs from base 354 to 842 and encodes 162 amino acids. NCBI's taxonomy places the organism in Eukaryota, Metazoa, Chordata, Mammalia, Artiodactyla, Bovidae.
GGCCGGAACCUGUUCGCACCUCCAAGUUCCAUGACUGCGUUUCCCCUUCUCUGCCUAGACCCAGUCCCCUUCCGCGGCUUCCGCUGGGUCUCCCGGGUCUCGGGCGCGAAGUUUCGACAGGUCAGCUGUUUCCCUCCAGGGCACAGGAGGCGGAAGCCGGAGGGACGCGGGGAGGAGCUACGCGCGUGGGGGUGAACGCCCGCUCUACGUGCUCGUUCGCCUUGCGACCGCUGCGCGCGAGCCUGGUGUCCCCGCGGCGGGCAGCAGCAGCGGCGGCGGAGGUGUCGGUAGAACGCUAAGGGGGCGGAGGGAGUCCGCGGCGGCGCGGCGGCGGCGGCGGCUGCAGCAGCGAAAUGGCGGAGACCGUGGCGGACACCCGGCGGCUGAUCACCAAGCCGCAGAACCUGAAUGACGCCUACGGGCCUCCCAGCAACUUCCUCGAGAUCGAUGUGAGCAACCCGCAGACAGUGGGGGUCGGCCGGGGCCGCUUCACCACCUACGAGAUCAGGGUCAAGACAAAUCUGCCUAUUUUCAAGCUAAAGGAAUCUACCGUUAGAAGAAGAUACAGUGACUUUGAAUGGCUGCGAAGUGAACUAGAAAGAGAGAGCAAGGUUGUAGUCCCCCCACUCCCUGGGAAGGCAUUUUUGCGUCAACUUCCUUUUAGAGGAGAUGAUGGCAUAUUUGAUGACAAUUUCAUUGAAGAAAGGAAGCAAGGGUUGGAGCAGUUUAUAAACAAGGUCGCUGGUCACCCUCUGGCACAGAAUGAACGUUGUCUUCACAUGUUUUUACAGGAUGAAAUUAUAGAUAAAAGCUAUACUCCAUCUAAAAUAAGACAUGCCUGAAAUUUCACAAGAAGGGGCGGAAAAAAAAAAAAACAACUUUCCAUGACUUAAUGAUUCAUAUGCACCAGUGAAGAAGUUCUAACUAACUUUAGCAUGCUGCACAAAAAACUGGUAUAAUAUGCCUUCAGUAUACUAACACUCAUAUGCUCAAUUUUGUUUUGUUUUGUUUUGGCAGUUGACAAGAAGUUAAUUUGCUUUAGUGAAAAAUCCUUCAUUCCAACCUUUCUAUAUAAAUAGCUCUUUCUUGCUGUUUUAAUGUGGUAUACACUCUAGCUUCACAAACCUGUUGCUCGAGUAUAACCUGCAGUGUCCUAACUAAACUUACUGACUUGGUCUUACCUGCAGUUUUUUGUGUCAUGUUUGCUUCUUGAAUCCAAUUAAUAGAAUAUUUCUCUUACCCCUUUUUAAUAUGUGGUGUCAUUUGACCUAAUUUAUGUGUGGAAGCACUACACAUUGGUUUCCAAUACCCUACACGUAAGAUACACGCUUGUAUGCAGAAAGUAUCUCCCUUCAGGCUUGUAAUACCCUUCACAUGGAAGAUCAAUGAGGGAAAUCUUUAUAUUCUGUAUAAAAACAAAAUCAAAUUUAUAUACUAAAAUCAUUUGUCUAAAAAUUUAAGUUGUUUUCAAAUAAAAAUGCAUUUCUGAUAUGCAC